AUGGAUAAAGUCGUAUUCCUGCUGGCACUGCUACUAACAACGUGUGCUUGUUACACUAUACAAGGCUACAAUACUUUGAUUGACUAUCCAAAAUGUCCUUGUGCCAAAAUAUUUUUGCCUGUGUGCGCUUCGGAUGGGAGCAAACUGAACAAUAUUCUAAGUUGUUCUGGCUAUUUUAACUAUUCUGGCUACACCGUGUUACGGUCAAAUUUUGGAUUGGCUUGA
Leptosia nina is the source of this 225-nucleotide messenger RNA. The record is from the annotation of a GenBank genome assembly. NCBI's taxonomy places the organism in Eukaryota, Metazoa, Arthropoda, Insecta, Lepidoptera, Pieridae.